UUGAAUCCCAUUUUGAAAACCCAAAUGGGGAUAUCGUUAAUAAGUUUAUGGAUAUUUAUCUCUUUAAUGUUUCUCUCUAGCUGUACAAUGCUCGAUUGUAGGGCCAAAAAAAGCAGUAACUGAAAUAUAUCCGUUUUAAUCAAUGGAACCAAUGGAUUUCCAGGAUCAGUUAUUAUCUUAAGAUAUAUUUCCUAGGAUUAGUUAUUUUCAAAAGGUGAAAUUUCCUAUAAAUUCCAUUCUCAUUUGAUGAGAAGACAGAGUUAAACCCAAAAAAAAAAAAUGAGGUGCACAGUUCUCUUGUUGGCGGUUUUAGUUGCUUCUCUCUGUAUUUGUGCUUCUGCAACACAGGUUACUUAUGAUGGGAGAGCCAUUAUCAUCGAUGGCGAGCGUCGAGUUCUUAUCUCGGGCUCGAUUCACUAUCCUCGAAGCACUCCAGAGAUGUGGCCUGAUUUGAUUAAAAAAUCGAAGGAAGGUGGUCUCAACACGAUCGAGACUUACGUCUUUUGGAAUGUCCACGAGCCUAGGCCCCGUGAGUAUGAUUUCACCGGCAGGCGCGAUCUCGUCAGGUUCCUCAAGACUGUACAUGAUGCAGGGCUAUAUGCUGUUCUCCGCAUUGGCCCCUAUGUUUGUGCAGAAUGGAACUAUGGGGCCUUCCCUGUUUGGCUUCACAACAUUCCAGGGAUUCAACUAAGGACUGAUAAUGAGAUUUACAAGAACGAGAUGCAAAUUUUCACCACCAAGAUUGUCGAUAUGGUUAAAGCAGAGAAGCUCCUGGCUGGCCAAGGGGGACCUAUUAUCCUCACCCAGAUCGAGAAUGAAUAUGGAAAUGUUCAAGGCCCUUACGGGGAUGCUGGACACCGCUACAUCCAAUGGUGUGCAAAGAUGGCUGAAUCUCUGAAUGUUGGCGUGCCAUGGAUCAUGUGCCAGCAAAAUGAUGCACCCCAGCCCAUGAUCAACACCUGCAAUGGAUUUUACUGCGACAGCUUUAAGCCAAACAAUCCAAACAGCCCUAAGAUGUGGACUGAGAACUGGACCGGCUGGUUCAAGGGAUGGGGAGGGAGAGACCCUCACAGGCCGGCUGAAGAUGUUGCCUAUGCAGUUGCUCGCUUCUACCAAACUGGUGGCACUUUCCAAAACUACUACAUGUAUCAUGGUGGAACCAACUUCGGCCGCACUGCAGGAGGCCCAUACAUUGCAACCUCUUAUGAUUAUGAUGCACCGCUCGAUGAAUACGGGAACUUAAGGCAACCCAAGUGGGGGCAUUUGAAGCAGCUUCAUGAAAUCCUGAUAUCCAUGGAGAAAGUCCUCACAUCCGGGACGGUCUCAAACACGUCCUUUGGAUUUGGCGCUGACGCAACCAUCUACACUUUGGAUGGGGCUUCAAGCUGCUUCUUGAGCAAUACAAAUACUACAAAUGAUGCCACAGUUACUUUCCAAGGAAUUCAAUACUUCUUGCCAGCUUGGUCUGUCAGCAUCCUUCCCGACUGCAAACAAGUUGCAUAUAACACUGCUAAGGUCACAACUCAGACCGCAUUGAUGGAGAUGAAGCCAAAUUCGGCAGAAUCCAUCAUACCCGAGCAGCUAGACUGGCAAUGGCGCCCUGAAAUCAUCAAGGGGAUUUUGAAAUUGGCAAAUUCUACCUUUACAUCCACUCAACUUAUUGAACAGAAACAAGCGGCUGCUGAUGAGAGUGACUACUUGUGGUACUCAACCAGUGUGGUCAUUGGUAAAAAUGAUCCCUCCCAUAGCAAAGAGAUGGUUCUAAGUGUGAAUACAACUGGCCAUGUCCUCCACGCAUAUGUCAAUGGCAAGCUUGCAGGAUCCCAGUAUGCUGCCAAUGGAAAAUACCAGUUUGUGUUUAACCAGACAGUCCACCUGAAAAGUGGCAGGAAUUACAUAAGCUUACUAAGUGUCACUGUUGGUUUACAGAAUUAUGGAGCCUUCUUUGACAUGGGCCCUAGUGGAAUAGUUGGUGGACCAGUUCAGAUCAUUGGGAGUGGUAAUGUUACAAAAGACAUCUCCUCAUCCAAAUGGCUCUACAAGGUCGGGUUGAUCAGCGAGCAAAAGAAACUAUAUGAAAUAGACAAUCUGAAAAAGGUUAAAUGGCACAAUGAAUCUCUCCCAACAAAGAGAGCCAUGACAUGGUACAAGGCAAGCUUCCCGGCUCCUUUGGGCACUGACCCUGUGGUGGUUGACCUCCAAGGCAUGGGUAAGGGCUCAGCCUGGAUUAAUGGACAAAAUAUUGGCAGAUACUGGCCAACAAACCUGGCUUCUCAGGAUGGUUGUCCCUCUGUUUGCAAUUACAGAGGAGUAUAUAAACCUGAAAAUUGUCCCACGGGAUGUGGUGAACCUACUCAAAGAUACUACCAUGUACCGAGAUCGUUCCUUGGGGACGACGAGAACAUAAUUGUGCUCUUUGAAGAAAUCGGUGGAGACCCCAAAGACAUCAACUUCCAAACUGUGAGUGUGGGUAAGGUGUGCAGCAAAAUUGAGGAGGGCUCGACCCUGCAACUCAAAUGCCCAAGUGGAAAAUCCAUAUCUGCUAUUGAGUUUGCAAGCUUUGGCAACCCGGAAGGCCAAUGUGGGUCUUUCCAAAAGGGUGGCUGCAACAUCGCGAGCGCCUUGUCUGCAGUGCAAAAGGCCUGUGUUGGCAAUGUUAGCUGUUCAGUCUCAGUCACAGAGGAGGUUCUUGGGUCAGACAGUUCUUGUGGGAACCUUCAUAAAAGCUUGGCAGUUCAGGCCACCUGUUAGAAUGGGGAGCAAGAUAGAUACCUUCCUAGAAGGGUUUAGCCUUCUAGUUCUAUAUUCAAAAAGUUCAUUUUUCUGAUGCUCAGGCCUGCUAUUUCUAUAUUCAAAAAGUUCAUUUUUCUGAUGCUCAGGCCUUUUCUA
This is a messenger RNA of Amborella trichopoda, 2889 nucleotides long. Its product is annotated as beta-galactosidase 15-like. Gene Ontology annotation, biological process: carbohydrate metabolic process. The record is from RefSeq and is a predicted model, not a curated record. Lineage: Eukaryota; Viridiplantae; Streptophyta; Magnoliopsida; Amborellales; Amborellaceae. Gene Ontology annotation, molecular function: hydrolase activity, hydrolyzing O-glycosyl compounds; carbohydrate binding.